ACUUCGAGGUGGAAUAUCGUGGAAAAAGAAAGCAUCCGCACUUCAGGAAUUUCAUUGAUCAUUUUUACGGGGUGUCAUCAUUCCGUGUCGCCAACCCACCACCUGCAUGCCAGGCGAGUUUCGAAACUUUCCAAAGCAGCAAUCGGUUGGUGGAAGUUUUUCCGAUCUUGCAAGUAAUAAUCUGAUUUGUGAUCAAUACACGAAAGGCAUGUAAACAAAAGUGAUGAGGUGUACAAAUUCGUGAGAUCCGCAUUGAAGCCAACUAGUGAUCGUGGAACAUACUCAACAUUUCGCUGCCAUCAACAUGGCAUUCUUCACGUCGUGCCUUUUGCUUCUGGGUGGAUUGUUGUUGGUUCGUCUAGUGCAGCUUUUAAUCGUCGUCCGCCGGAGUCAACGGGCAACGGACGUUACGCCCCGCACCAAACCCGCGUGCACGAUGAUCGUGAUGGGAUCAGGUGGCCACACAGCAGAAAUGUUGCGCAUCGUCGAGCGCCUCGAUAGCGAUCGCUACUCGCCACGACAGUACAUUAUCGCCAGCGCGGACAAAACGAGCGUUGUGAAAGUGAUCGAGAGCGAAAUCAGACGGCAGCCCGAUCCAGCGCAGCAAACAUAUGAAAUUAUCACGAUCACCCGCAGUCGGGAGGUGCACCAGAGCUACAUCAGUUCUGUGGCGACCACGCUCAUGGCACUGAUCAAUUGCGUACCGAUCGUCCUCAAGGCACGUCCGGAGCUCGUCCUUACGAAUGGGCCGGGGACGUGUGUACCGGUGUGCUUGGUUGCCUUCCUGGCACGGCUUCUAUUUCUGAACACCAAAUGUAGAAUAGUGUUUAUCGAAAGCUUCUGUCGUGUCAACAGCCUCUCGUUGAGUGGCCACAUAUUGCAGUACAUUGUCGAUAUGUUUGUAGUUCAGUGGCCAGAACUUAUCCAGCAAACAACUGCAACCCGGGACGACGUCCGCUGCUUUGGACGGCUGUAAUCUCCAUAACAAAUGUUAUUUAUUAGCACUUAUUUUUACGGAUGACUUUGUUUUAAUGGAUGUAAGGGUAACUGCCAAAAAAUACACUAAUCGAUCAAA
Anopheles coustani is the source of this 1075-nucleotide messenger RNA. RefSeq names its product UDP-N-acetylglucosamine transferase subunit ALG14 homolog (gene Alg14). Lineage: Eukaryota; Metazoa; Arthropoda; Insecta; Diptera; Culicidae. Gene Ontology annotation, cellular component: UDP-N-acetylglucosamine transferase complex. Bases 305 to 976 code for a protein of 223 amino acids. Gene Ontology annotation, biological process: dolichol-linked oligosaccharide biosynthetic process. The record is from RefSeq and is a predicted model, not a curated record. The transcript has a single exon.